Messenger RNA from Lottia gigantea (owl limpet), 678 nucleotides. RefSeq lists its product as hypothetical. The transcript has 2 exons. NCBI's taxonomy places the organism in Eukaryota, Metazoa, Mollusca, Gastropoda, Lottiidae. The record is from RefSeq and is a predicted model, not a curated record. Bases 1 to 678 code for a protein of 225 amino acids.
AUGGUGGCAUCUGGACAACGUAUAACGUUUUUAUCCGAUAACAACGAGGAACUACUUAAUAGAUUACAAAUAAUAUUAGCGGCAAUGAAGGAAGGACAUCGAUCGCACAGACAAUAUAAUGGAGUAAAUUGUAUAUUAAAAAGACUCCUAGAAAAAGAUAAUGGAGUUACAUUCAAAACCAUACGUUUACUACCAGGAAGCUACGAAUACGUAGCCAUUAACGAAUACCUAUCUGAAUAUGGAGGAAGUGCAAAUGGUAAAAACAAUAUUGAAUUCGAAGGUAAUUUGAAUGUGAACAAAAUAAGAUUGAUAUUGAGAAAUAAUAGUCAAGUUGAUUUCAACGUAGAAAAUUCAUUGAAUGCGUUACUAGGAUUUGAUAAACAAAUAUAUACGCAAUCCACUUUAGCACCACACAAAGUUAAUAUCGAGAAUGAUAUCGAUGUGAUAAAUAUACAUUGCAAUUUGAUAAACGGUGAAUUUUUCAAUAAAUACAAACGUCAGAUUAUUUACAGUCUUCCAACAUUCACUGUACCGAUAGGAUAUAGAAUUAAAGAGAAACCAUUUCAAACGACAUAUUUACCACUUAAUUCCUUUAUGAUUAAAGAUAUAAAUCUGGAAAUCAAAGGUGGUGAAAAAGGGUUUAUAGAUUUUGGUAACGAUUUAAAACAAAAAAUUUAA